Molecule: messenger RNA, 1261 nt
Organism: Mytilus trossulus (common blue mussel)
Lineage: Eukaryota; Metazoa; Mollusca; Bivalvia; Mytilida; Mytilidae
Exons: 2
Coding region: 66-1235 (389 amino acids)
Source: RefSeq, a predicted model, not a curated record
CAAAUAUCACGUCACUGUUUGUCGUCAUGGCGUUUGCUUCAAUAAGUAAGUAAGGUCUUGGUAUAAUGCCUACAUCAAGCCAGGCUAUGAUUUUACGUAAUAUAGAAUCAAAAUACCAUAUACCAUUGAGUUCUUAUAGAGCAGGAUCCGCUUCUUGUUUUACGAAGCCUGCAGAGGUGAACAAUGUAGAUAUCAAUGAAUUAUUUGACAAAGCUUGUGCAUCUGAGGACGUUAAAUACUUGGAAGCAUACAUGCACGGCAACGAAAAUGAAAUACGUACAAAGAUGAGCAAGAUUUUAAAGUUGAAAGGUUUUAAAUCAAUUUUAUCCUACAACCCGCUUAUAGAUAGCUUUCAAUGGAAAUUCUAUAAAGAAACUGCCGACAGAGUCAGGCCGAAAACUGGAUGUUUAGUCCAUAGGAGUGAGAAUGAAAAUGGCGAACUUUAUAGACCAAAGUCGGCAGCUGUGGGAAUGCACGGAAGACAGGUUUCAUUUACAGAUGACGUUAAGACAGCUUCCGAGUAUAAGCUACCUGAAAACAUUCGGUCGUUAGGGUUUCGGGAUCCUUUCAGAGAAAAAGAAGCUAGAGCUAAGCCAUCAGCCACCCUGUUUAAAAAGAAUGCAUCAGAGAUCGAAGAUAAAAGUGAAACUCUCGUUACAUCUACAAAUAUAGAAGUCAGUGAGGUCAGCGAGGUUAAUGAGCCAGAUAUAGAUCUACUUAAAAGAUCGACGGGUGCCAAUAUGGAUGUUGAAGAAUCGCCAGCUCUGCCCCAAAAAUGGGAUACUAGUAAAUAUGAAGAUAGAUGCUACCCGGCUACACAUACACUCAAAAUACCUCCAGAAAAACAUCCUCUAGUGGUGUGCUUCAGUCUACCAGAAAAUGAAAAGUAUUCUCACAAAGAGGUAAAAGAUAUGCUGGUGAACGAAUUCAAUUGUGAUAUCACAAAACUACAGUUUGACCCAUUGUCUGUACGUGCUGGCGAUACUGUUGUGAGAAACAGAUGGUUGGUGGAAGUUUCAAGCAAGUUGGAAGCAGAUCACAUGGUUCGUGCUGGAUUCAGACUUGAUGAUGUCCAAAUUGUCAUAAAAUCCUUAGAUGAGAUAACAAGCAGAGAACACCAGACGUAUUUGUAUUUAGAAAAGAUAAGAGGCGAGAAAAGAGACUUGAAAUUACCGAUUUCUAUGAAAAAAGCGAAAUCUGCACCCAAAAUUAUGAAGACAGUAAAAGUAAAUUAAAAAAUAAAAUAAAUAUAUUCAUUGCA